CUUCCCUUUCCGGUGCCAGGAGGAGCCGUGUCGCUGCCGCCUUGGUCCGUCAGGCCUCCGGCCGGUUCUCCAUUGCUCGUCUCUCCGGACUCCUCGCCGCCACUGUGCCGCGCCUAGGGCUCGGAUCCUGCCGGGAAAAUGUCAGAUGAAUUUUCGUUGGCAGAUGCGCUGCCUGAACCAUCCUCUGCCAAAACGUCUGCUGUGAGCAAUACAAAAGCUGGCCAGUCUCCUCAAGGCUGGCCAGGCUCCAACCCUUGGAGUAACCCAAGUGCUCCACCUGCUAUGCCAUCUGGACUCCCACCAAGUGCUGCAGCACCCUCCACUGUGCCUUUCGGACCAACACCAACAGGAAUGUAUCCCUCCAUGCCUCCAACUGGACUACCGCCAGGACCCCCAGCACCCUUUCCUCCUUCUGGACCAUCAUGUCCCCCACCUAGUGGUCCUUAUCCAGCCCCUACUGUGCCGGGUCCUGGCCCCACAGGGCCAUAUGCUACGCCAAAUAUGCCCCUUCCGGAGCUACCUAGGCCAUAUGGUGCACCCACAGAUCCAGCUGGUACUUUAGGUCCAUGGGGAUCCAUGUCUUCUGGACCUUGGGCACCAGGAAUUGGGGGGCAGCAUCCUAAUAUGCCAUAUCGAUCUCCAGGGCCAUAUCCCACUCCUCCUCCUCCAGUGUCAGGAGCACCGCCUGUUCCAUGGGGCACUGUGCCACCAGGAGCCUGGGGACCACCAGCACCAUAUCCUGGCCCUGCAGGAUCAUAUCCCAUACCAGGACCCCAUCCUGUUCCAAAUAAUCCUUACCAAGUGCCUUCAGGACCUUCUGGUGCUCCACCAAUGCCUGGUGGCCCCCAUUACCAUUAAGUUGACAGUGGAUGAAGAGAUGGCGCAUUGCUUUUUGAAGUACAUGUACAUGCACAUGAAGGCUUAUAUACAAAUGGCUGGUUUCGCUAUUGGUGAAGGACGUUCAUGAAAGAACAACUUUUGUACCUCAGAGAGUUCCUGCUUCAUGUGUUUGGAUAUGUAGAACAUCACAUGGGUACAAUCAGAUAAAGUUGUAAAAGCAAAUCAAGUGUGGUUAAUGUGGCUGUGUAUAUCAAAUAGCUUUUGAUAAUACUUGUUUAAAAUAUAGCUGUACCCUCAAUCUAAAAUGACAUGGAUUAUUGUUAGAAUCUGUAACUUAAUUGGCAAAGUAAUUCAAGUAUUGUUUUAUAAUCAUCCUGCACUCCCAUAUAACUGAAAACAGUCACUUAAUUGAAACAUGACUCCUCAACAUUUUGAGGUCCUCUACCUACACAAACCAGGACCUCUUGUUAUAUUUUAGCUACAUAAAUGUAUUGUGUAUGUGUUUACUAAGUUUAAUUCAACAUUAUUCCCAGUUCUGCCAAAAUAAGAUAAUGUUCCUAUCAAAAUUGCAUUAUGAUCUAAGAACAGGUUUCUUGCUCUGACAGAGCUCUAGAAAAAUGUUGGUGCCAAAUGCACUUAAACAAGUUUUAAGGUUUAAUACAGGAGUCAGACUGUCCAGCCUCGGGAAGGUAGGAAGAGGAGAUGAGUGAGGCAGCUGCUGCUGGGCAGUCACUGUUGCAGGGCCUCCUGUCCACCCAGCUGUGUAAGCCAGCAGCUGGAGCUGGGAACUCAGCGGACAGCAGGGCCAACACAGGGAUGUCCUUGACCAUCUGAUUUGGAAUUCGCAAGUCAUUUUUUUCUUAAAGCAUUUACAAAAGGUGGUCCAUUUCCUUAUAAGUUAAGUUACUGGCUGGACUAAAUAAACAUCAUUUAUGACAUUUUUUAAUGGAAAAAAAAUGUUCUGAAUUCCAAAUGACAUUUCUCAUAAUGACUGAACCACAACCCAUUUGAGUUGUUCCAGAAUUGCACAUGUAAUUAAUACAUGUUGCUUGGCCGUAGUAUACAGGACAACUGGAGGUGAAACUCUAGUUGACAAAGCCACGGUCAGACCUCUCAAUAGACCAGUAGGAAGCAGAGGCUGACAUGUGGCUCCUGCAGACACGUAACCAUCUAGAUCGGUGUGCAUGACUGCACACCUUGCUUUCCCAAAGAACAUUUUCCUAAGGACAUUUCCGGACCUGCUAUGAGUCUGGAAGGCAGUCUGCUGUGCUCUCCCAGUAGCAACAAGGCCUGAAUGACAGACCCUUUCCCACUCCAACUUAAGGGGUUAAAGAAGAUCUGAAGUACUCGGGAGCCAGAGGCAGGCAGGUCUCUGAGUUUGAAACCCGCCUGAUCUACGAAGUGAGUUCCAGCACAGCCAGGACUACACAGAAAAAUCCUGUCUUGGAAAGAAAUAGAAAAAAGGGAUGCUGGAUUUGCCCCCUGGUAGGUUUAAGACCUUGUUAUGGGGAGAAAGUCAUGGCCCAAGUCAGCCGUGGGUGUGAGCGUCAGCAUUUCGGUGUGGUCCACUUCUUUGGAACUCGGAGCUGUCCUCUUCGCACUGCUGCUCUAGGUGUGAGGUUUGUCCAGCUUUUGGUGAGAUUUUACAGUCUUUGGCUUCACACAGCAAAGCAUGGUCCUUGAGCUUGUUUGUGCUAUGUGUGCCAGGGGUGCCAUGGCAGUGACUGGUGACCCCAAAAUGCCACUGAUCUUACUACCAGGUGCAUUCAGACAUUGAUUCACCAAAGAUACCUCCUGCAUUAACUUAAGCCUUAAGACUUUUAAGUGCAUUUGGUGCCAAAAUUUUUCUAGCACUCUAGCAGAGCAAGAAACCCAUUCUUAGAGUGUAAUGCAAUUUUGAAAGGAACAUUUUGUUAUUUGCAGAACUGGAUAUAAUGAUUGAAUUAAGCUUAGCAGCCACAAAAAGAUUGCUGAUUCUCCUCCCGGGGGCGCCCUGCCAGUCUGGGCAUCUGGGCCCUGGAACAUACUGUCACUGCCCUGCCUACCAAUGUAAUUUUAAGCCAAUAAUUAGCUGCCAAGUUCAUCAGCCGCUGUUUUCUUGUUGGUGUUUGGGGGGAGGGUAGUUAGUAGAAUCUAAUGACCCAUCCUGCAUGUUGUGCUGUGGACAGUACUUCCAUUUAAACCCUGUGUUUUGGACUUUCCAACUGAUAAUUGGGACUUAAUAAAUUUAUUACUAUUAUAAAUGUAAGUGGAAAUCAAAGGUAUGGCAGAAUUUUCUAUUUUUGUUUUGUUUAGAACAUUUCUCCUGUUGCUGUCAGGGUAGAGUAUUUCUGGAUUCAAGAUACAAUCAACAAAAGCAAAAAUAAAAUAAAGCAUAAAAGGUAGCCAAAUGAGGAAAAUAAUCCAGAAAGGGCUUUCUAUUCUUGUUUGUGUUUUAACCUAAGAAAAGAGUAAUGCUCUCUUCAGAAUAAGCCAUGCUGGACUAGGACUGGUCUCUAAAAAGACAGCUUGUCAAUAAGUGUUUGGUCCAAAUUACAGAAUUUGUUGACACAGGCUGACAAAAAUUUUUAAAUAAAUAUGGCAAAAACAUUGAGGUGUGUGUAAGAAUAGUGCUUCUGACGUUGAAAUCUUGGGUUUUACAGUGUAUACUUCUUUUCCAAGAAUUCUUCCUUUGUUCAUCUUACUGUCAGAGGGUAACAGGGCAGGCAACAGAACGUUUUAGCAAACAGUCAUGAUGCACCUCACAAGCUAACACUUUCCAGACACACACACACACACACACACACACCUUUUGAAACUUGGGGUAGUUGUGUACAUUUCUAAACUACUAGUGCCAUGUGUUCCUCCGCCUCUGAUUUAGAGCUAGCUUUGUGAAAUGCCAGCAUUGAAAGCUCUGGAAAGUCAAGCCUAAGCACAAGCCUUUAACCGUUACCGUGUUUAAAGAAGUGCAAGCUUUGCUGAAGGGGCUGCUGAGAGCAGUGCAGGCCCUCGGGGAGCAAACGUCACACUGUUUUCAGAAUUCUGCCAAGUCAAACACAGAUGGGUCAUGGUGAUGGGGACUGAGAAUCCAUGCACACUUGUAGCUGCAGAACCCAUCUGCGGACUGAGUCCAUCCAAUGUGCACAUCUGGGCUAGAGAGUUAGCCACACCAUUACCUGCCACCUAAAUAAAAAGUAAUGAACAAUAACUCAAGAUAACAGAUUUGUCUUGGGGCAUUUUAAAUGGCAUUGAAUUUGAUACUUAAUUUCUUAUUUGACAUGGGUCUCACUAUAUAACUCUGGCUACCCUGGAGCUCUUAAUGUAGAUGAGCAACUCACAAAAGUCUUCCUGUCUCUGCCUCCCCAAUGCUGAGAUUAAAGGCAUGUCCCUGGCUUGUUAAACUCUGUGUGUGUGUGUGUAUUCAUACAUAUAUGAAUAUCUUUCAAGAGCCAGGUGGUAGUGGUGCACACCUUUAAUCCCAGCAUUCAGGAAGCAUAGACAGAUCUGUCUCGAAGAAACAACAAAAGCAAAAGAAUAUCUUCCAAGAUUGUAGUGCUGAUCAGUGCAACUAUUCAAGUGUGCAAAGUAACAGGAUGUUUUUCCUGUGCAGACGUUGUGCACAGCCUGUCACUCAUUAACAGACACUGACUUGUUGCCAUUGAGUAGAUUUGACUUGUAUGUGCUCUAUAAAGGCUUUUUGUAAUGCUUUUCUUGAGAUUGUGAUUUUCCACUCACUGAAUAAUGGUAAAUUUGAUGUAUUUUAUAGUCUAUGCGUUUUCACUUAAGCUGCCUGUAGUGUGGUUUGAGACACGUUUGUACUAUGAACUGUAAGAAAUGGAAAAUUCUAGGUUUAAUCAUCUGCUGCUGUAUUUGCAAAGACAAAGUUGCUUAAAGAAGUAAUUAUAAUUAGAAGUAGGUUACAGAUGUGAUACUUGAUAUUUUUAAGGUAAAGUUGUUUGUUUUUGUGUAUAAUACCUGAAAACCUUCUUAAGAAAUGUGUUUUCAUGA
Molecule: messenger RNA, 4827 nt
Organism: Peromyscus californicus insignis
Lineage: Eukaryota; Metazoa; Chordata; Mammalia; Rodentia; Cricetidae
Gene: Mapk1ip1l
Product: mitogen-activated protein kinase 1 interacting protein 1 like
Exons: 4
Coding region: 139-858 (239 amino acids)
Source: RefSeq, a predicted model, not a curated record